AUGUCUCUCUCUCUCCUCCUUUUCCCUUUUUUUUUUAUCGCUCUCUCACUGUUUGCCUUUUGCCUCUCUUUCUUUUCCCUUUUUGACUCUAUCCUUCCCCAUUUUGUCUCUCUCUCUCUCUCUUUUCCCCUUUUUUAUCUAACUCUCUCUUUAAACUUUAUGUUGUCUCUUUUACAGUUGUCUCUUUCUCUCUUUUACCCCUUUUGUCUUUUUCUGUCUUUCUCCUUUUUGCCUCUCUCUCUCUUUCCUAUUUUCGACCCUCUCACUUUUCCCCCCUUUUUUCCCUCUCGCUUUUCCCCUUUUGUCUCACUCACUCUUUCACCUCUCUUUUGCUUUUUUCUCUCUCUCUCUCUUUCCGCUUUGUCUCUCUGUUUCUUUCCUUUUCCCCUUUUUGUCUCUUUCUCUCUCUCUUUUCCCUUUUUGUCUAUCUCUUUCUUUUCCCCUUUUUGUCUCUCUCUCUUUUUCCCUUUUGUCUCUCUCUCUCUCUUUCCCUCUUUUUGUCUAUCUCUUUCUUUUCCUCUUUUUGUUUCUUUCUUUUCCCCUUUUUGUCUCUCUCUCUUUUCCCCUUUUGUCUCUCUGUCUCUCUCUUUCCCUUUUUUUGACUCUAUCUCUUUUCCCCUUUUUGACUCUCUCUCAUUCUCUUUUCCUUUUUGUCUCUCUCUUUCUUUUCCCCUUUUUGUCUCUCUCUCUCUCUUUCCCUUUUGUCCCUCUGUCUCUCUCUUUCCCCCUUUUUGUCUAUCUCUUUCUUUUCCCCUUUUUGUCUCUCUCUCUCUCACUCUCUUUUCCUUUUUGUCUCUCUCUUUUUCCCUUUUGUCUCUCUGUCUCUCACUUUCCCCCUUUUUGUCUAUCUCUUUCUUUUCCCCUUUUUGUUUCUCUCUUUUCCCUUUUUGUCUCUCUCUCUCACUCUUUUUUCCAUUUUGUCUCUCUCUUUCUUUUCCCCUUUUUGUCUCUCUCUUUUUCCCUUUUGUCUCUCUGUCUCUCACUUUCCCUCUUUUUGUCUAUAUCUUUUUUUUUCCCUUUUGUUUUUCUCUUUUUUCUUUUUGUGUCUCUCUCUCCUCUCUUUUCCAUUUUGUCUCUCUCUUUCUUUUCCCCUUUUUGUCUCUCUCUUUUUCCCUUUUGUCUCUCUGUCUCUCUCUUUCCCUUUUUUCCCUCUUUGUCUCUUUCUUUUUCCCUCUUUGUCUCUCUCUUUUUCCCUUUUGUCUCUCUCUUUCCCUCUUUUUGUCUAUCUCUUUCUUUUCCCCUUUUUGUUUCCCUCUUUUCCUUUUUUGUCUCUCUCUCUCACUCUCUUUUCCUUUUUGUCUCUCUCUUUCUUUUCCCCUAUUUGUCUCUCUCUUUUUCCCUUUUGUCUCUCUGUCUAUCUCUUUCCUUCUUUUUGUCUAUCUCUUUCUUUUCUCCUUUUUUUUUCUCUCUUUUCCCCUUUUUGUCUCUGUCUUUCUUUUCUCCCGUUUGUUUCUCACUCCAUCCUUUUUGCCUCUCUCUCUCUCUCUCCCUUCUUUUUCUUCUUUUGUCUCUCUCUAUGUUUUCCCCUUUUUUUCUCUCUCUCUCUUUUCCUUUUGUUUCUCUGUCUCUGUCUUUUCCCCUUCUUCUCUCUCUCUCUCUCUCUCUCUCUCUUUCUUUUCUCCUUUUUGUUUCUCGCUCUUUCCGUUUUUGUCUCGGUCUCUUUUUUCUUUUUGUCUGUCUGUCUCUUUUCCCCAUUUUUGUCUCUCUCUCUCUCUUUUCCUUUCUUUGUCUCUCUAUUUCUUUUCUUUUUCUCUCUCUCUCUCUGCCCCUUCAAUGGCGUAUGAACUGCAAUUUGGCAACCAUCUUUCGAGUUAUGGUCGGAGUAGGAAUCUGGACCCAUCGACGUCACUUUUUUUUUCUUUUUUUUACUAA
This is a messenger RNA of Acanthosepion pharaonis, 1872 nucleotides long. The record is from the annotation of a GenBank genome assembly. Lineage: Eukaryota; Metazoa; Mollusca; Cephalopoda; Sepiida; Sepiidae.